AUGGACUCAUAUGAAGAAUCCAAUGUGCCCUUUUUGCUGGAUCUCAAGGACGAUUCGACGGAAAGAUCUAUUAUUCGUGAAAAGCCAGUCUGGAACUCUAAGAGGCUCUUGUGGUGGACCUUUUGCGCGAUGGUUCUUGUCGUAUCCAAUGCAUUCACCUUUUACGGUGCUCGAGUCUAUCGGCACAGUCAAUUAGACAGGGUGUGCACCGCUCACACUUCACAGAACUGGAGCCCUGUUGAGCAAGAUGUAAACAUCCAUUACAGCAGCACGCGAUUCAACGCGUCAUUCUACAAGGAAUCCAUUUAUCGACAAGCAGCGAGUCCGGAAGUUGACGCAGCCUGGGAGGAACUGGGUACUGAACUCAAAGGCGUUGUCCUGACUGUCGACGAAGCCAAAAAGUCCGGCUUAGAAUUGGAUCGUGUCAUGGUGGGGGAGGACUAUGGAGGCCCCGGUUAUGUGGCAUUUGUGGAAGUCACGCAUCAAAUACACUGCUUGAAUCUUCUACGCCGAGGCCUCUGGUUCAAUUACGAAUACUACCAGUCCCACAGCAUAGGGGAAUUCGCUGACGGCGAUCGCAUAGUCAAACUCCAUAUUGGGCACUGUCUCGACACACUUCGCCAGGCUCUCAUGUGUAGCUCUGACACAGGCCUCCUCCCCUUCGUCUGGGUGGGCAACCCACCGAAACAAUUCCCUGACUUCUUCCGUGAACACAAAUGUCGAAACUUCGAGCCUAUACUGGAAUUUGCGAAGAGAAGAGAGGUCAAGGCGCUGGAACAUAUGAAAGCGGUUCCUCAUAAGGGGGCUUUGAUUCUGGAUGACUUUCCCUGA
Cladophialophora psammophila CBS 110553 is the source of this 831-nucleotide messenger RNA. RefSeq lists its product as uncharacterized. NCBI's taxonomy places the organism in Eukaryota, Fungi, Ascomycota, Eurotiomycetes, Chaetothyriales, Herpotrichiellaceae. The transcript has 5 exons. Bases 1 to 831 code for a protein of 276 amino acids. Gene Ontology annotation, biological process: mycotoxin biosynthetic process. The record is from RefSeq and is a predicted model, not a curated record.